AUCAAGUUGGCCAUACCUUUCUUUUGACGUUUGGUUUUAAGGAAAUUGCUGGAACUUUAGUUCACAUCUAGAACCCCAACUGAAAAACUGAAAAAAAAAAACCAUAGUCAUACCAGUGAUACCAACUGAACUUCGAUAUGCCGAACCAAUCUAAGGAGCAGCCUCAGCAGCCGCGUGGCUCCAAAGCGGCGUCUACCCAGACGCCGGAUUUUGUAUUGGAUAUGGUGGAUCAGUUAACAGGAGCACAGGACUCGCCAUCGGAUAUGGUGGAUCAGGUUACAGGAGCACAGGACUCGCCACCGGACAUGGUGGAUCAGUAUACCCAGACGACGGGUAUCCUGGCACCUGCCUUGAGUAGUGAUGGCCAGUUCCAUGGUCGCGUGAUCGAACUGCUGAGAGCAAUGAACUCGGUCAUGGCCAAAAUGGUGAUGCGGGCUACCAGGAAUAUUUUGCGCGAAGAGCUCGAUGAGAGCGAACGCCUUGAUCCAAGCCAUUUGGGACUCAUCACGUCGGACCAGUACGAUAUUAGUUUGCGGCUCGGCAUGCUGUGCUCGAGGAUGAGAGGCCCUCCCCAGGAGAAUCCAACUGGGGAUCUAACUGCGGAACCAGAGCAGCAGCCAGAGCCAACUCCAUGUGGGGAACCGCCUAGCAAGCGUAAGAGGGAAGAGGGUAGCGAGGACGUGUCAUCUUCCACUUCUGCCGGCGAAGAUGUGUCAUCUUCCACUUCUGCCGGCGAAGAUGAUGAACCCAAUCCCGACGCCUGAGUCCAAGCUGCUGGCUUGGAAGUCGUAUUGGCCACUUCGUGGCGAUACAGGAUAGUAUAUCCUGCCGAAAUGGAAAGAAGAAACUAAAACUAUAAAAAAAAAAUUUUUUUUGAACGCAGCUUUUCUUUUAAUAACGCAGGAAAUAAAUAUUCUAAACAGA
Molecule: messenger RNA, 924 nt
Organism: Drosophila santomea
Lineage: Eukaryota; Metazoa; Arthropoda; Insecta; Diptera; Drosophilidae
Exons: 3
Coding region: 138-764 (208 amino acids)
Source: RefSeq, a predicted model, not a curated record